GAAUAAAAAUGGAGCUCCUCCAAGACCGGGUCCUAGGCAGCUUCAGCGUAAAGAAACAGUUUGGGACAAUCUUCAAAAAAAGACUUCCUUCAUGAGUGACAUUCGCGAGUUUUCAGCGGAUACUAGUGCCCAUGGAAUAAAAUUUAUAUUCGAAAGCCCUCGGAAACUCCUUAAAGUCUUCUUUCUCCUUCUGUGGAUUGCCUUCUCGAUCUACGCUUGCUACAUCAUCUGUACCAAGAUACUCAUGUUCGUUAAUAAACCGACCGGUACAAAGUUCGAGGUCGUUGUGGAUGAUAACGAAAGUGAAAAGAAAGGCAUCAAAUUUCCCACCAUUACUGUUUGCUCCAUGAAUAAAGUCAGAAAAUCAUACCUUGAAAAUGAAGAAAACAGACUGUACAAGGAUUACUUCAACAUUAUCGACCAAUACAACGCAAAACAGGCCAAAGAACUGGCCAACAGGUUGAAUGAUCCGAAUGACGAGAUGUUCGCUAUCAGGAACGAAACUUACGAAAGUUUGUUCCAAAAUGGUGGCCCUUCACCAAACAGACUGUUAAAAUGUAUGCAAAAAAACCAGCACUGUGGUCAAAUGGAAUCGUUUAUGGAGAAGGAUGAAUAUGGUGUUCCAAUUGAUGGUGUGGCACAUUACGUUACCAUGCCGACUUCAAGCUCUGGGAAAUGCUGGAGAGUUAACCCUCAAGGCACGUUAAGAGGCAAGAUGGGCGAUUAUGGUGCUCUGACCCUUAUGUUUUGGGCUGACAUCCAAGACUACUCCAAACGGUCAUCUGAUAGUGUAACCCAUGGAUUUAACGUAGUAUUUCAUGACCACGAAACAUACGGUUCAACCAUUUUUUCUGGCUUCUUGAUGAGUCCAGGGACUUAUUACAAAGUUGAUCUGGGACUCAGGGUCACACUGAGAAAUAAACAUAAGGCCGAAAGCUGCAACGCGUCUCUUGUAAAUACCACAUACGGUAUAUACAAUGAGGGAGCUUGUCUUCAAGAAUGUAAAGAUAGGACACUCCACGAAAGGUGCGGCUGUGUCCAAGUCUUACCUCCUAACAACGAGGGUAAGUACAAGGCUUGUUCUUUUGAAAAGUGGGCCAGUUGUGGGCUGUCUACCUACCUUGAGUGGUAUGGAAACUACACCAAUACAGAAGAUAAAAAGAAAGGCGGUGAAGAAAAUGAAUGCGUGUGUGACACUGCUUGCGAGGAGAAGAACUACGAAGCCUCCAUCAGCAGUGCCACCAUUUCAGACAACUGGGUCGAUGGUGUUCAUAAAAACGUUGGUGGAUUUUUGCAAGGGUUUUCACAACCUGACUAUAACGUGACCUAUUCCACCCCUGACGACAUCUUCAAGAAUCUUAUGGUUGUUGAGAUCCUUUUCACCAGCAUGCAAAAAACUCAGGUCAAUGAAGUCAUUACUUACGAUCUUGGCAACCUUUUCGGUGACGUAGGAGGGGUACUUGGACUGUUCCUGGGGGCCAGCGUGUUUACUAUUAUUGAAUUUAUCUUGUUCUGUGUGAUAAGCUGUGCCAAAUACUGCUGCAAGGCAACUGAUUUAGGAUGGCUAGAACUUAUGCCUUGAGGAAGUUCAUGCCUGCACCUAACUGAUUUAGGAUGGCUAGAACUUAUGCCUUGAGGAAGUUCAUGCCUGCACCUAACUGAUUUAGGAUGGCUAGAACUUAUGCCUUGAGCAAGUU
Molecule: messenger RNA, 1697 nt
Organism: Bolinopsis microptera
Lineage: Eukaryota; Metazoa; Ctenophora; Tentaculata; Lobata; Bolinopsidae
Product: acid-sensing ion channel 4-like
Exons: 1
Coding region: 92-1582 (496 amino acids)
Biological process (GO): sodium ion transmembrane transport
Cellular component (GO): plasma membrane
Molecular function (GO): ligand-gated sodium channel activity
Source: RefSeq, a predicted model, not a curated record